AUGUUACUCAGCACUCAAGACCUUGCCACUGGGUGGCAGUUCAGAGCAACCUCACCCAAGCCCGACGAUGAGACCCAAGCUGCGGCCUUUGACUCUUGGCACCCAGUCAAAUCGGUCCCAACCGAGGUGCACCUCGACCUGCACCAAUCCGGACUCAUCCCAGACCCCUUUGUCGACCUGAACGAACUCGGCGUCCGCUGGGUUGCAGAUCAGCAAUGGACCUACCGCUGCCGAUUCGCCAGCCCUCCCGCCUCCGUGGCAUCUUCUUCAAUCACGGACCUCGUGUUUCAAGGCCUCGAUACUUUUGCGACGGUCUCUUUGAACCACGAGGUGAUUCUUGAAUCUGAUAACAUGUUCAUCUCGCACCGCGUCACUGUCACGGACAAGCUCAGGCCCGUCGGCACACUCAACGAGCUCAGCAUCACCUUUGAGUCUGCACGCCUUCGCGGCCUGGGGCUGGUCAAGGAACACCCCGAGCAUCGGCACAUCGUGCACCAGACCGAGAUCGGCCGGGGUCCCGUCCGCAAGGCGCAGUACCAGUGGGGAUGGGACUGGGGGCCGAUUAUGCUGACCUGUGGCCCUUGGAAGCCGGUCAUGCUCGAGACGUAUAGUGUCAGGAUCGAGGAUCUAGGCGUUGCGUACGCGCUGGAGGAUGACCUGAGUGGGGCGACGGUGUUUGUCAAUCUCAAGACUAGGGGGUUAUUGCCAGGACGGGGUGUUUCCUACGAGGUCUUGAUUGAUGGGGACAAAGUCGGCGGCUCGACUACCAGUACCAAUGCGUGCGGCGAUGGAGAGAUGGAGCUGGUUAUCAGGACGCCCAAGCUGUGGAUGCCGCGCGGCUACGGAGAUCAGAAACUCUACAGCCUGGAAGUGCGACUCCUCAGCUUUGACGACAAGACCGUCCUGGACAGCGCCACCAAGAAAAUCGGCCUUCGCAGCGUGGAGCUAGUCCAGGAAAAGGACAGCAUCGGCCAGUCGUUCUACUUCCGCAUCAACGGCGUCGACGUCUUCUGCGGCGGGUCCUGCUGGAUCCCCUCUGACAGCUUCCUCACGCGCACCACGCCAGCGCAACACCGGGACUGGAUCCUCCGCCACGUCGCCGAUGGUAACCAGGCCAUGGUCCGCGUCUGGGGCGGCGGCAUCUACGAGGCGGACGCCUUCUUCGACGCCUGCGACGAGGCCGGCGUCCUGGCGUGGCAGGACUUUUGCUUCGCCUGCGCAAACUACCCUGCCCACCCGGAGUUUCUGCGCUCGGUCGAGGCCGAGGCGAGACAGAACCUCCGCCGGCUCAGACACCACCCUUGCCUCGUCAUCUGGGCCGGGAACAACGAGGACUACCAGAUCGUGGAGCGGUACGGGCUGCAGUACGACUUUGCAGGCGACAAGGACCCGCAGUCGUGGCUGAGGACGAACUUCCCCGCCCGGUACAUCUACGAACACCUCCUGCCCCUGGUGGUCGGGGAGGAGUACGGGACCGAGAAAAACGCGCGCCUGGUCGCGUACCACCCCAGCAGCCCCUGGGGCGACGGCACCAGCACCACGCUGGCGGUGGACCAGACGGUCGGCGACGUGCACCAGUGGAACGUGUGGCACGGCGCCAUGCGGCCGUACCAGUUCCUGCCGGAGAUGGGCGGGCGGUUCGUCAGCGAGUUCGGCAUGGAGGCGUACCCGCACGUCCCGACGCUCGAGGGCGUGGUGACCGACGCCCGGCAGAGGCGGCCCGGCAGCAUGGCCAUGGACUUCCGCAACAAGGCCGGCGGGCACGCCAGGCGGCUGCUCGCGUACGUCGGGGAGAACUUUGACCUGCACGGCGUCGGCGGGACGCUCGAGGGGUUCGCGUACCUGACGCAGGCGAUGCAGGCGGACGCCAUGCGCGCGGCCUACAGAGGCUGGAGGCGCCAGUGGCGCGGCAGACGGUGCGGCGGGGUGCUGGUCUGGCAGCUCAACGACUGCUGGCCCACCGUCAGCUGGGCCGUGGUCGAUUACCGGGGUGUCAGGAAGCCGGCCUGGUAUGCGAUCCGGGAUGCGCUCAGGCCUGUCGCCGUCGGGGUGGGGAGGAGGUUUUUUGACUGCACAAACAGGCCGGCUGAUGAGACGUGGCAGAGGGAUACGGGCCACGUCGAUCCACGACUGGCGUGGGGGAGCAGCGAGAGGCCACAAGACACACUCGGCGACCUGUGGAUUGCGAACGGGACGACCCAGGACGUCUCUGGGAGAUUGACGGUAUCGUUUGUGUCCAUCAAGUCGGGCAAGGUGUUGAAGGACCUGCACGACAGACCGCUUCAUGUUGUGGCCAAAGCAAACGACAUAACAGAGCUCCAAGUCAAGCAGAGUCCGCCCGCGGCAGCGGCAAGAAGUUUCUUCAAUCCGGCCGACGAGGACCCAUUUAUCAUUCACGCCAGACUGGACGUUCUCGGCCACGACGGCCAGGUCCUUGAGACGGUACAAGACGUGUCUUGGCCAGAUCCGAUCAAGUGGCUGGACUUUGACGACCGCAAGGUCCAGGUCUCUGCUUGUGUGGAACAGGAGCAGGCCGUCUUGACGAUCAAGGCGGAACGGCCAGUCAAGGGCUUUGUGAUCCAGGAGAGCCCUGACUUGACGGUCAGCGAUAACGGGUUUGACCUUGUUCCUGGAUACCCGGCUACGGUUAAAAUAGAAGGGUGUGCUGACCUCAAGAAGUUGGUGUGGCGGUAUCAUGGGCAGGUCAGUGUUGGCGAUGACUGGGCAAGGGGCUGA
Molecule: messenger RNA, 2736 nt
Organism: Pyricularia pennisetigena
Lineage: Eukaryota; Fungi; Ascomycota; Sordariomycetes; Magnaporthales; Pyriculariaceae
Exons: 1
Coding region: 1-2736 (911 amino acids)
Biological process (GO): carbohydrate metabolic process; glycoprotein catabolic process
Molecular function (GO): beta-mannosidase activity
Source: RefSeq, a predicted model, not a curated record